This is a messenger RNA of Anopheles maculipalpis, 6197 nucleotides long. RefSeq lists its product as uncharacterized. Gene Ontology annotation, cellular component: LUBAC complex. The transcript has 7 exons. The coding region runs from base 84 to 6182 and encodes 2032 amino acids. Gene Ontology annotation, biological process: proteasome-mediated ubiquitin-dependent protein catabolic process; protein linear polyubiquitination. Lineage: Eukaryota; Metazoa; Arthropoda; Insecta; Diptera; Culicidae. The record is from RefSeq and is a predicted model, not a curated record. Gene Ontology annotation, molecular function: ubiquitin binding; ubiquitin-protein transferase activity.
GUUUGUUUGCUUUAAUAGAAUAAUGCACCUCUUUGAUUCGUCGAAGAGGCAACCCGACGGAACGACGGAUUCGCGAGUGUAAUAUGAACCGCCAAUCCGAUGGUGGUGCCAAAGUGCUUGUGAACGCGUACGCCGGAAAUCAGAAGGCCGAAGCGGGACGUGUCAAAUUGAAGAAGUCAUCGGUGCAGUCCAAAAAUGUUCCCAACUCCCGCAGUUCUGCAACGGCGGGAAGUAACGGUGCCGGCAUCAGCAGUUCUGCCUCGACCACGUCGUCAUCCACGGGAGGCAGUGGUGGCGGUGGCUUUCAGUCAUUCUUCCGCUGGUUCCGACGAGAUGAGUCACGGGUGCUUGCACGCAGUGCCAGCGGUUCAGCCGUCACACCGGAACUGCACGACAGAAGUGCUCAACGACGCCAGCAACAGCAACAAACUUCCCAGUCUCAUCCCAUCGCUAGCGUAGGGCAAACCUCCUCCUUAAAGGAAGAAACUUCGACACCGGGCGGAAGUGGUACGAUCGCGAGUCGGCGCACGAUCGACAGUACCGGCAGCAAGAACUCAACCAACACGACCACCGGCGACAGUGUUAGUCAGUCGGCCAGCAAUGGUACGCACAGCUCCUCGCCGAGCCCUGGACCGGUGAUUGAUUGUAACAACCUUUCGAAGAGUUCGAGCUGUGACAGCAUACUCAGCACCGCCACCAACGGGUUCGCCUUUGUGCCACCGAACUGCUACGAAGCGGUGCUAGCUAAGGGUAACGCGGACAUUCGUCGCACGAUACAGCCGGGACCGUACACGGAUAGCUACAAGAGACGUUGUUCCGAGCGUGAUCGUGCACGGGAGCUUGAUCGUAAGUACGAGCUGACGUUGCGCAAGAAGUAUCGCUUGUUUGCUAGUCUUCGGGAGAGUCCGGCGAGGGAUCAGCGGGACGCAACACUCACGCGGGACAAUCAGCGAACGGUGUACACGGAUCUUAGUUUGCCGGUAGCGAGUGGUACUAAGACAGUUACAUCUAGUGCUGCAGCGAACGGUAGUGAUCGUCAGGAGUCUAGUGUAGGCGAUCCUGCCAAUCGACGACAUCGUCGAACGGUUAGCGAUAGCUCCAAGGAUCGUCGUGCCGGUGCGUACGUACACGUAAAAGGUAAAAGACGUGCACCACCCCCACCGCCCCUAUCCCUCGAUCGAUCCGAUACAGGAUCGUCAUCGACGAGCACACUUACACGCUCCUGUACACCCAACUAUCGAACGCUAUCUCCUGGAUCGACACUAUCGGCUCGCAAGAAACGUCCUGCACCGGCACCUCCCGUAUCUCCAACGACACCCACACUAAACGAAGCAUCCUCUAGUACGAGUCUUCUAGAGGACAGAGAGAUCAAAGCGAUCAUUGAAGGGCGACCAUUAUCACUGUUAACCAAAGAACAAGUAGUCGAACCAGAACCACCCCUCAUCAUGCCUUUACCGUUCAUCAGACCGCUCUCGCCACUACCCAACAUUGCGGAAGAACGUGCUCCGCCCGGUGGUUUGACGGAGGAGCAAAAACAACAGCUAAUCGAUAACAUCCGCAAGGUUCAGUCGCAAGUCGCUGCUGAGCUGAAAGCUCCAGACACACCACCAACACCUACGAAUGCGGAUGAUCCGUGCGAUGUGAUGAAGAUGGAGGAACAGUUCAACCGUGCGAACGGAACGCGUUCCCCAAUCCAUGACUAUCUAUACGCGGAAGCGAUUGCCAGUGCGAAAUCGAACAGUGGGCAGUCGCCGGUUCAACAGCAACUUCAACCACCAACAUCGCCCAUCUCACCGAGACCAUGGUACAAGCGACCAAUAUCCGGCAUCCGACAGCAGGAAAGUUCACUUCCGUUUAAGCGUGACAUAAUUUUGAAAACAAUCGACAAACGGAAAGCUGGCAAUGGGAAGCAUGGUAAAGAUAGUGCUGACGAUCUACCGGAGGUGGGAUACUGUAGAAACUCGAUGUUGCAUCAGGAUGGCGCAGGUACACACACCAACAGUACCGGUAGUAGUCCUGCGUCGUCGCUUUCUAGUGGCGUUGGAAAGUUUAAUCUAUUUGCCAAAAUUACGGAAAAGUCGGAUGAUACGAAGAGACGGGAGCGUGAUGCGGAGAAGCGACGAUCGGCGAUCGGAAUACCAAGCAUCAGUGAGCUUGAUCGUGAGGCGGCUGAAAUCGUUCACAAUGAGUACCGGUGCAAUGGAACGGAUAAAACACAGUCGCUAGAAGGACAACAGACGGGCGAUAAGCAGAAAUCCGCGAAGGAACUGAUAUCGAAGUUUGAGGCGACGAGUACUCCGGUGGCAGGAAAGGUAACUGUGAGUAGUUCAUUUGUUGCUAGAAGAGAUUACUUUGGGCUGGACACUACUCCUACCGUGGCUCCUCCUCCCGUGUCUUCCACAAGCUCAGCUUUGAAUCAAUCAGUUACAGUUGCUAAUUCUUCGACUAGUGACAAACCUGUCACAACGCAAACUACAACGAAUGGUCCCGAAAAUCAGGCACAAUCUUCAACCUCAAAUGGGCUAGCAAAGACAGGAAGCGACAAGAAUUUGCUUGGCUUAUGGACAUGUCCUUACUGUACGCUGGAAAAUCCUAACUGGCGCAUCAUUUGUGAAGCGUGCGAACGUAUUAAACCCUACGACAGUAAGCUGAGCAUUCUUGAGGAACCUCCACUAAGACCGAAUCACCCGUUGAAACGUCCAAUUCCGGAUUCUAAAAAGCUACAACCAGCCACAAAUCAAACGGCACCAUCCGGGGUUCAAAAUGGCGACGAUUUGGACAAAAAAACGGAGCGAGUGUUGAAGUACUUUAUGCCAAAGCCUUUAGCAGCACCAGCCACCAAUGGUACGCUGCUGGUAGGAGGGAAUGGUGACGAUCGGGCAUCACUGGUGCAGAGAAAACCGAGUUACGGACAGACGAAACCACUCGCUUCUCCUAAAAUGGGUGUAAAGAGUCUGAUGAAUCGUGCACCACACCAAGAUGGUCAAGGAUCGUUGUAUCGUAAUUUUAAUGCUAUUCCCGAGAGCUACCAUAGCGCUGGUGGCGGUGGUGGACGAUCAGACGAUCAGAAGUUAAACGAAAGUCACGGUUUCAGUAAAAGUACGAUGACUUCAGCUCCACUAGCUUCACCGGAACCUACAGCGGAAAAGGAAGACACAGUGUACGGCGUUUUGAAUAAGCCGUACUCUCCAAAAGAUCGUGUCAAUAUAGAAGAAAUACGUAACGCACGAAUAGCACGAUUUGGGGCAAUUGUUGAGCAGGAAGUGCCCGUACCAGUUCCCGUGGUAAAAGAAACCUUCAUUUCGACCAAAACCAAAGAACAGCACGACCAGGAAGCGCUCGAGAAGGAAAAGGAACGUCUGCGCGAAAUGAUCCGAGCGAUGAAUGCGAAAGCCCUAGCGGAGAAGUAUCCUGUGGUGCAAAAGCCACCUCCAAGCAAUAAUGGUAACAGUAGUUCGUUGAAGCGGGACUCUCCUUUAGUGCAGCGGAAAAAUGGACUUACAUCUGCGAUUCCCAUCAGCACCAAGAGUCUUAGUCCUGUUCCACCGAGGAAAAUGGGAAGUCCUUUACUUGCACGUAAGUCACCAGCACCAUUCAUACCUCCGGAGGAUAGUAUCAGAAAGGAGCCGACUCCAGUAGACAUAAGUCCUGUUUCUUCACCCAACACCGGAGCAAUUAGGAAGACAUCCUUCCCAAGACGAACGAGUGAUGUUGGUGAUGCGAAGCUGCCACCAUCUACUGAGAGUAAGAUCAUCAAUCAGGAUAGUCUGCGCGGAACGAUUCCGGAAACUGUACUGGAGAUUAAUCAUCAACCUCCCACCGGUUCCACGCUGGUACUCACGAACGACGUGCAGGGAAUCCAUUACGAACCGAUGGAUGAGCAACAAUUUGUUCGUGCUGCUGGAAAUGGACAGCGUCCUAGUCAAAUUAACGAGACGAGUUCAAUUCCUAGACCUUCCGGUGUUCCUCUUUCGCCCAGAUUGCAGGAUCGUCAUCGUAAGACGCUGAUGGAAAAACAACAGCAGCACGAUGAAAAAUUAAAGCAACUUUCCGUCCAGUUACGAUCACAGCAGGGUGUUGAUCGAUUCCGGAACACACUGCUAUACUCCCCGAAUAGCAUUAGCCGUACGGGUACGUUAGCGAUUAACAAGCUACUUCGCAAUCUAGAACAAGCGAUCGGUGAAGGUGCACACGAUCGGGCGGCAGAGUUGGCAAUGGAUUUAGCCAAGAUGAAGGUAUCCCUGUCGGUGACGAGGCAAAGCCCUACAAGACCCAGUUCUACCACAUCUGGAAGUUUGACCGACAUAAGUCUUAAUGUUUACAUCGAUGAUAAGGUGUCACACAAGGGACCAAUCCGUAUGACGCUUGCUGGAUUCGCGACACUUGCCCAGCUGAAGGCAAAGCUUUACAACGAGUACCAAAUUCCGGUGGCAGUACAACGCUGGCGUUGUGAGGAUCAACCACUUGAGGAUGACGCACGAACACUGUACGAUUACGGCAUACAGAGCAGUGAUCGUGCCCUGUUCGUGUUCAUAGUACAACCACCUGUGCCGGCCAGAGACCACAAGCCAUCACUGUUGAAGCAACAUAACUUUAGCAGUGCAGAGAUAAAGGUUUUGUCCGUAUCCUCUGAAUCGGAUGGUGAGCAUUCGGAUACACAGAACGAUGAUGCCGUUCUUGGAGCCAUAGCACUACCAACACCAUCACCAAGAGGAUCAAUUACUAAACCUAAAUUCGAACCUACUGUUAAGGAAAUGUCCUCCAACAAUGAGACUACUGGAUGGGCCUGCCCAGUCUGCACAUUAAUUAACCCACUCGAUCGGCCCGGAUGUGCCGCCUGUUCCGAAGCACGACCCGCACGUUACAAAUCUCCCUCGCCAGUCGAACAGCAGAUCACAGUCACUCCGGAAGAUUUGACACGCUACCUAGAUCAACAGGCACCGCUCGCACCGGGUCGUAAGUCGAAAGAACCGACGGUACACGUGCAGCUAAGAAACCCACCGCUAGAGACACGAAACGAUCUAAACCGGAUAUCGGAAUCCAAUCGGAAGUCUUCUGACAUAUUUAAUAUACUGCACGAGGAAAACAAAACGAUCGCACAAUCACCAGUUGCACCAGUUCCAAAGCCACGGACAAGUGAUCUGCUACGCCCGGAGCACAUCCAGGUACCGGAACAGAACCGUAUCGUGAUGACAGCGUUAGCAACACACCGGAGUCCCAACAUUACCCGCAGCCAGUACCGUGGGGUGGACAAUUUUAAUCCCAACUCGAGCGGUAUGGUUAAACCGGAACGGCCCAUCAUAACGACGGCGAGUCCGAUCGUACGAGCGGUACUGCUGAAAAGCUCCUCCGGCGAUAAAGCGCCAGCAGUUCGGUUCGGUCGUAAUGGGCUUGCAUUGCCGGAUGAUGGGACGGAAGUGACGCCCAACCACUAUACGGAACUGGUUAACCUCGAUAAUGCGGAUCUGAUUGCGAACAUUGAACCGUUCGAGUGUCCGAUCUGUUUCGGUGCGUUCCAACCGUACGAGGGCAUUGUGCUGCGCGAUUGUUUGCAUUCGUUCUGCAAACAGUGUCUGAUCAGCACGAUCCAGUACAGUGAGGACGCUGCAAUACGCUGCCCGUACAGUGACGCCGUGUACAGCUGUGAAAGUGUUAUACAGCAACGCGAAAUUAAAGCUCUUGUCAGCAAGGAACUGUACGAGGCACAUCUUGCGAAAUCGAUCCAACAGGCAGAGAGCACCAUCGACAACACGUUCCAUUGUCGGACACCGAACUGUCGCGGUUGGUGCAUCUACGAGGAUAAUGUGAACCAGUUCAAGUGUCCCGUCUGCCGGAUCGUUAACUGUCUUACGUGUCGGGUUAUACAUGAUGGACUCGACUGUAAACAGUACCAGGACCGCAUGAACAGUGACUGUGAUACUAACUUAGAAGCGCGACGCACCAAAGCAAUGCUGCAGGAGAUGAUCGAAAAGGGGGAAGCACUUAACUGCCCAACCUGUCAGGUGAUAGUUAUGAAGAAAUGGGGCUGCGAUUGGCUCAAGUGUUCCAUGUGCAAAACGGAAAUCUGCUGGGUAACGCGUGGCCAUCGCUGGGGACCGGCCGGUAAAGGUGAUACGACCGGGGGCUGUCGGUGCGGUAUAAACGGAAUCAAGUGCCAUCCAAAGUGCAACUACUGCCAUUGAUCAUGAGAGCUUACA